This is a messenger RNA of Mugil cephalus (flathead mullet), 1118 nucleotides long. RefSeq lists its product as uncharacterized. Gene Ontology annotation, cellular component: synaptonemal complex. Gene Ontology annotation, biological process: synaptonemal complex assembly. The record is from RefSeq and is a predicted model, not a curated record. The coding region runs from base 95 to 724 and encodes 209 amino acids. NCBI's taxonomy places the organism in Eukaryota, Metazoa, Chordata, Actinopteri, Mugiliformes, Mugilidae. The transcript is spliced from 10 exons.
GCAUGCGCACCACCUAAUUUUCUUCGGCGCCAUCCCGGUCUGAAACAAUCAAUCACAUUAUCUGGAUAAUUAAGCAAAAUACAUCUGGAUAAACAUGAGCCAGCUUGGAGGAUUCAACAUUGAGGACAUGAUUAAUGUUACACCGCCGAAGGGAGGUGGAGAAAUGCAGGAGCCAAAAGCUGAACAACUGAUGGGCAAGCUAAGGAGACUGCAACAAGGAAAGAAAUCUUUAGAAGGGGAAAUACAAGAGCUCCAGUCUGUCAGUGAUUCUCUGAGGAAGGAGUUGGAGAAUUUACACACGGAAGUCUACCAGCUGGAGGAGAUCCAUAAAGAGAAAGAAGAGGUGUGCAGGAAGCUGCAGUUCCAGUGUGAAGAGACGGAGCAAGACUCUGACAGACAGUUAAAUCAGAACAAGAAAAGUGAGGAGCUGCUGGAACAGUACAGAUGUGAAAUCCAGGAACUGAAGCUUAAACACCGGAAGCAGCGGAUGAGAUUUGAAAAACAGCUUCUCCAACUGAUAGAUGAGCACAAGAAUCUGCACUCUGUCUUUGCUCCAGAGAGACUUCCAGAUGAGCUGGAGAGUGCUGAGGUGAUAAACGCACAGCUGUUAUCAGCUGAACAGCUUAAGUUGGUGCAGCUGCACGACCUCAACGAGGCGCUAGAAGAGUUGAAGAAAAAGAAGCAGUCAGACUCAGCGGAGUCUGGAGAGACUCAGGAGGAGUAAAACUACAUGCUCAGGUGUACUUUUAAAAACACAUAAAGGUAAUAGUCUACUGUUUUAUUCUCAGCUAGAUGCAGUUUUAUCAUUAUUUUUUUUUGUCACGGAAAAAAACUCUCAAAUAUCCAGCUUCUGUGUUGUGCGACGUUUUCUGGAUCCUGCAAAUGUAAACAAAACCUGCACCAAAGAAGGUUUAGCCCUCUACUGUAUCCUCAUACUUUUUGAUGUCUUUAUAUCACCUGUUCUGUGAGGCAUCGGCUACUUGUUGAGAUCCAGCCUGUUGCUGGAAAGUGUUCUGCGAGUUGCUAGUGUUAGUGUCAAGUACUGUUCCACGUUCAUCUUAUUAAUGUAUGGCAUGUGUGUCAGCAUACGAAAUGAUAAAAUGUUUUAACUGUUGAGA